This is a messenger RNA of Paramacrobiotus metropolitanus, 6561 nucleotides long. Its product is annotated as thioester-containing protein 1 allele R1-like. NCBI's taxonomy places the organism in Eukaryota, Metazoa, Tardigrada, Eutardigrada, Parachela, Macrobiotidae. The transcript has 21 exons. Bases 2126 to 6262 code for a protein of 1378 amino acids. The record is from RefSeq and is a predicted model, not a curated record. Gene Ontology annotation, molecular function: endopeptidase inhibitor activity.
GCAGUUUGGUUCUUGCGUACGUUUUCGCGGUGAAAAAGUUUUACGUAUUGACAUCGUAAAAAGUGCAUUUUGAAACUAUUUUUUCACUUUGUCGGAAACAUCUUGAGCAAAAUUUUCAAGAUUGUGUGCGUAUCAGACGGUAAAAUGGCAGGAAGAGGACGACUGCGCUCUGUAAACCCGCAGCCAGCGGUCCUGAAGUCAUCUGGUAUCGCGACCUUCACGGAUGAAGAUGAAGAGGUGUACCAACGCUACAUGCAGCUGAUCGACCAGGAGAGUGAUAAUCCUGGAGUUCCAGCAAAGGAAGUCCAAAAAGACGUUCGAAUGCGCUCUCGAUUUGGACGAGUGCUUGGCGAUAGUGCACAGGAGAUGGUGGAGAAAGUGCAGCCACCAGAGAAACCAGAGGAUAAGCACGUUGCUUUUCAGGAUCAACAGAAAAAAGUGGAGGGAAAAGAGAACCCUCAAAUUCCGAAGUUUCGUUUGUUGGACGAGCAGAAAGAGACUGCUCCAAAAAAUAAUGAAAUGGGCGUCCAAAAAGCCAUGGAGAAGGAAAAUGCCAUGGGGAGAAACGCCAUCACCUCCGACACCUUAUUCAAGAAGAUUUCCCUCUUGACAGUGGAGGAAAAGAAGAAACUGAAGAUUGGUGGACUGCCUGCAGUAAUUGAACAGCAGCAGAACCCUCAGAUGGGCGACAAUGAUGGACAGACCACAAUUGUCCCGAGUGUCAUGGCCGUGCUGCGCGAGAUGUUGCAGGGAUCGUUGGAUAUGCGCUACCGAAAGAUCUGCAUGCGAAUGUUGCAGAAAAGCGCCUGGACGGAGUGGCUGGAGAUGCUGAAACAGAUUUCAGCGUACGUGGAUGUGCUUCCGCCGUUCCAGAAUGUGAACAACGAUCACUGGAUGAAUUACGAGCAACCUAAUCUUGCUCAGUAUAUGGACGUCACUGUGACGAUAUGGCCUUUCGGAAGUUGCGGUUGUUCCAGCAAGAAGCCAACCAAUUGAUUCGGUUUCGCGUUGUGUCAGCGACGAACAAUCGCCACAUUACCACUCAAAAAUAAUCUCGUCAUUCAAAAUGUUGACGAACGUGGCUCAGUUUAUUUGCGAUCAUAUGGACCGUAUCGAAGAAGUCCCGUAUCUGAUCUCAUACGAUUUUGAUCAAAAAGCGUUUCACCAGAAAAAGUCGGUGAGGUUGGUGCAACAGAGCGCGGUGUACAAGAACACCGGAUUGCUGCGGAAGUGCGCCAGACAGCGGGAAACCUGGUAGCGCAAAAUUUUGCACGCGAACGAAACAACGUGCAGAAGCGUAUGGCGGAAGCAGUGGAUGACUUGCAAAAGAUUCACUUUGGUACUCCAUGGUUUUGGAGAGUGUUUCAUGCAUUGAAGGUGGUACUGGACGGACUGGCAGCGCGAUACGGACUGCCACGUUACGUUUUCCAGCCUGAAGGAAGCGAAGUUGCCCCAGUAUUUCGUACCUACGAACGUUGGUACGAGUUGGCCCCAGAAGCACAGCAGGCUGCCCGUAAUGUGCAGGGCAUGUAUAUUCUGGAACUCGACAUGUUGCGAGCGCUGAAGAAAAACCGCCAGGAAAUGGAACUGACCCUGGCUGCCUACAACCUUCCCCCACCGACGAACACCAUCACUUUCCCUUCGGAACUCACCACGGCCAUCAAAAGCCUGGAGCAGAAAGAACGCGAGGAUCCAGUUGCGUCAAAGCGGAUGUCGGAUGCCCGACAAGGAUGGAUGACCGCGGCGUAUGCGCUGAGUAACCUGGAGCGACAGUGAGUCCAGGACGGAACCGAUACAGGACGUGUGGUGGAUGUGACGGACCGCGAUGGCCUUAAACUCGGUAGAUAAACCUCCCUAGGGGAGAUCUCUUAUGUUGUUGCGUUUUUGUUGUUUUUGUUAGUGUCCUCCGCGGACGGAGGCGUUAUUUGAUGCGGGGAUGACGCGGUGGUGGUAGGAAGCGUCGUACAUGCAGACUUUUGUACGAGAUUGGUGUUGCUUAUGUCGCCGCUAAUUGGUUGAUAAUUGCUAGCUUCUGUGACUCACUAGCGCCAGAUUGAUCCCAUGUUAAUUGCGGCGUUAUCUCUCUUGAAUUUUGAUAUGCAAUUUAGUCUUGACUGGAACAUCUAUGGAAUUGCAAUUUAAUAACAACAUCCUGAAUCUGAGAUCUCUCGUGUCUUCUAGUAGCGAAAGCAGUAGCGUGUACCUACCGGAAGUCACAUCCCUUUUACUAACUCUGGAUAAUUACAUCUUCCAGAUAACUCUCGUGCACGUAGGAAUAGGUAAUAGUUUGAUUGGAGAUGUCCCUCACGAUGGGAGCUACCAACUGAUUGUAGUGGCCACUUGUGGCGGGACCACGAGAACUGAAACAAGCGACCUGAUGCUGAUGGUUGUGGAUAAUACCGUUUUACUGCAAACCGAUAAACCCAUCUACCGACCAGAAGAUGUAAUUCACUUCCGAGUGAUCGUUUUAGACGAGCAACUUCGGCUCUCCCGGAAUGUCCAGACGGUCAGCGUGUAUCUAAAGGACCCUGUGGGCGAAAUUAACUGGCACAAAAGUCUUUCAUGGCAGAACGACAAAUUCCCGGGAUUUUUUAACGGAACCAUUGAACCUUUGCCGCUUGAACCCGAGUUGGGGGAGUGGUCUAUCGAAGUCCUGGAGGUUGACGGCAAAAAAAUAGCGUCGAAACGCAUUUCGGUAUCCAAUUACGAACUUCCUAAGUUCUCAAUAAGCAUCACCGGACCGGCUUAUAUAAUGCGAGAUGACAGUAUAAUGCUCUUCGAAAUCUCCCUCAAGGAUCACUUCGGGCACCCCAUAAGAGGAGACGUCCAGAUCUUUGUUAGCGAAGGGGAAAGUGUCAUCCAAGAAUCUAUGCCCCAGAUGAUCACCGCCAGCGGCCGCAUCACCGUGCCCAUCGAUCUCAACGAGGACGGUAAAGUGAACUGCAAGGGCAGCGCAGCCGGUCCGCACAUGCUGAACAUAACAGCUACGGCGCGGGAACUGACAACCAACCGAAAGGUCAUCACGACGCAGAACUUUCCCGUCUUCUGUGACCGCUUGCAACUGCUGGCUUCCAUCCCGUGGCAGAGCUUCCAACCGGGCUUCGCGGUCAACGUGACCAUCCGCGCGGUCAUGCCAGACGGACAGCCGUAUGUGCUCGGCCCAUCCGACUUUGACGAGGAACCGUGCAGCGGCGAGCAACUAGAUGAUACUGAGCCAGAAAGCAAUGAAGACCCCGACGACAGCGAGUCACCAGAAAUCAGUAGCCCGGCGUACUCUCCUUUGACGAUUGACACAGCUUUUCGGAUGGAUGCCAGUACGCUGGUCAUACCGGUGACGACGGCGUCCAGUGCUAAGGAAAUGGAGCUGACCUGUACCGUAGGCGAACUGAGCCGGAAAUUUAAAUUUCCACGACACAACGGUGUGUUGGCUACCAUCCAGAUGGAACGCGGGCAAAUGUUUCGGGUUGGCGAUGUCGUACGGUUUUCUGUGGCUUGCACGCAAGGCUGCACUACGAUGGAGAUAGUCGUCGCGUCCCGACAAAACGUCUUGUAUUCAAGGACCUAUAACAUGACGAACGAGCACAGCGGGCCGCUAUCGCUUCAAGUGACGGCAGAUAUGGUCCCGACGACCAGCCUUGUCGCUUAUUUUGUCGCAUACGGAAUCCCUGGCAGUGACAUGGUGGAAUUCCACGUGCAGCAAGCCUCCUUGUUAACAAAUUUGACCGUUACCGCCGUCCCCGAGAAUCUCCAACGCGCACACCUUCGUCCCGGAUUAGGGGAGAAGGUGCGGAUCAACGUACAAGCAUCCAAGAACACUCUAGUAGCUUUCUUGGCGGUUGACAAGGGGCUACGGCAGUUGGAUAGCACAUUCGACAACAUAACAACCGAGAUUGGAUCGCAUCCUGCACCACCCGCAAUUGCAUUCGGGUCGGAAAACGAUGAUCUAGCUGCUUUCUCAAACGCUGGCCUUAUCGUGCAUCUCUUCACCCAGGACAUUCCUGAUUCAUUUUCAUCCGGCAGAAAACGGAAAAACAAGCCCGCCAAAAAACCGACCGGUAAAAUUCUGCGGCAGGAUUUCCGAGAUAGUUUUCUGUUCUACACUGGGGCCACAGAUGAUCAGGGCAAGCUGCGGCUUGUGGAACAACUGCCGGACGCCAUCACAACGUGGUCCAUAACCGCAUUUGCGGUGGGCUUGGAUACACCGCUGGCAAUCACAACGACUCCUACAGAGGUUCACGUCGUCCAAGACGCGUAUAUAGACAUGCCCGUACCGGUAACCUUAAUCGAGAACGAGGUGGUCUUCUUGAAAGCCACCGUCUACGCCAACGCUUCCGAUCCUCUGCGCGCAGAUCCUUGGAAACUCGUGGUGGAGAUUGGAUAUCCGCUGCUCUCCAAGACAUUCGCCUUUGACUACACCGGCAACGCUGACAACGUCCAGUUUUACCAGUUUCGUUUCGGGCCGUACAAGGCUAGUACACAGACUAUCACUGCUUCACUGCUGCAAGGCAAUGAACUGAUUGACCGGGUGCGCAAGAACGUCACCAUAAUCAGGAGCGGUACAGUUAGGAUUCGCACAUCGGAUACGUACUUGCUAAGAAACGGUAGUACGAUCCAUGUGCCGAUCCCGCUGCCCGAACAUAGCGCAGCUGUGGUGCCGGAUUCAAAACAGUGCACUGUUCAGAUGUACAGUGACGCUUGGGGCUCGCUGCUGCAACAGGUUGCGUCUUCUACCAAUGUUCAAGAUUAUGACCAUUUAGCCAAACGCAAACUAACAAGCCGCUCAUGCGAUCACACCGUCGCCUGGCUAAUGACCUUCGGCCUUUUGCGGCAACAUCUGCAGCGCCUUCAACAUUUUGACACGGUCCAAGUUAAGGAACUACUGGAUCGGCUCUCUCGUAAUAUUAGAAACCUGCGAGUCGGCCAGCAGCCAUAUGGUCCGCAACGUUCCCGCAGCAAAGUGGACGGGCAGCAAGCAUACGGACUGAAGCGUUUCCGCAACAAAGUGGAUGGCUCGUACAGCUUAAAAGGCACCCAAGCCACUCCCGGGUCGACAUGGCUGACCGCAUCGGCCAUCCGCGCGCAGCUGCUGACCAGGGACGUGGUACCGGUAAAUCGCACGUUGCUGUCAAAGUCACUGGCCUUUUUGGAUAGUCGCUUGGACGGCGCCACCGGCAUGUUCGCCGAGAAGGGCGGUACGCUGGAUAUUAGCAUGCAGGGUGGUGCGAGAACACAAGUCAGCCUGACCGCUUUCGUCCUGCUGGCGUACAUCGAGGCGGAGCACCAUAGUACCACCAUGCAAAUCGCACAAGCCGCGCUGGAGCGCCAUUUGUCCGGAUUAAACAGCACCUAUGAAAUGGCCAUCACGUGCUUGGUACUGCAAAAACUGCAGAGCCCGGCGUACAGCCCGUGUCCGAGCAAGCUGCUCGCCGCUGCCGAAACUGCUCCAGGAAUUCUCUACUGGCCAGCACCCAAGAUUCGACGCAAUCGCAACGCAUCGCACGACAUUGAUGUGGAGACCACCGCCUACUCCCUGCUGGCACUCCACGGCGCUGACAACGUCACCGAUGUGGGACCGAUUGCCAACUGGCUGAUGUCGCAGCGGACUCCCAACGGGGAGUUCCGAGCGACACAGAAUGAAGUCGUAUUGCUGUACGCCAUGAGUGAGAUGGUGUUGGAUGUCGUCCAUUCCACCAAACCUUGCCAAAUCCAUGUGGAUUUUGACAACGGCGAGUCAUGCGAGAUGCAUUUACGCUCGGAUGAGAUUGAACCGCAGAUGGAAGACGUACCGCUGUUGUCUAGCGCAGUGACGUUGAGCAAUUCCGGGGAAGGCACCUGUCGAGCCGUGAUCAGCUGCCGGUACAACGAGGUCGUUGUACAACUUGCUGAGCAAGCGAGCCAGCUCAGUGCGAGCCCAACCGACGGGGAAGUGGAAAUCACAACGAAACUGGUAGCCGACACAGACGCCAACCAACUCACUCUGGAGAUUUGUCUAGCGUUCGACGGCAACAGCGAGGAAGACCGUGUUGUGGACGCUGAGGUGCCGGCAUUAAGCUGCUACGUUUUCGAAGAGAAUUCCGGAGAGGCAGUCACCGUUAUUACUGAUUGGGAUACCCAGAUUCAGUCGUGCAAAGACUUCCUCAUGUGGAGACAGGUGUGCACGCCGGAAAUUAGCGCGGCCCGUACAGUGCGAGUUCGUCGUUCGACCCAGCCAUCCAAUGACAUAGUUGUUAGUUAUUCCUUGAGCGACGCAAGCAACUCCUGAAAUUCGGCUAAAAUAAUAACUACUGCAUGGCUUUUCCAACGUUCACCACAGUCAUUGAUUUACGAUUUCGUAAGCGCAUCACCGUAUGCGUACUUAUUAUUCUAUCUUUGUGCAGGCAACUUGUCAUCCAACCAUUGCGAUCCUACGGUAAUUGUUAUUGCGAAGUUUGCACAUAUCCCUAAUUUUUACCUCAGAGGCAAUAAACGCAACUUUUUGAUUUAAAACAAAGAAGUGGCUAAGGGCAGGGCCGUUCUUAAUAAUUGGGGGUGCAGCAAUGCACACGGAAGUGUAAUGCGGAA